Molecule: messenger RNA, 933 nt
Organism: Myxozyma melibiosi
Lineage: Eukaryota; Fungi; Ascomycota; Lipomycetes; Lipomycetales; Lipomycetaceae
Product: translation initiation inhibitor
Exons: 7
Coding region: 235-834 (199 amino acids)
Cellular component (GO): mitochondrion; cytosol
Molecular function (GO): deaminase activity
Source: RefSeq, a predicted model, not a curated record
CAGCUGAUGUUAGAGAGCAAUAAUCUUUCAAUCAAGAGAUUUCAUCUUUUUGGUUGUUGAUAAAUAUCGAACGUAGCUUAGCUGUCGGCACUGCUCGCUAUCUGUACUGUUAUCUGAACCCAUCAGUUACCAAAGCUUCAUCAGAGCACCCAUUCCUAGCAGUUUACCUCUCCGACAAUAUCUCCACCUCAAUCAAACCACACAUUUAUAUUCUAUCCAAAUCACAACCCAGCAAUGAUAAAUAAACCCCUUCUAUCGCUAUCAUCCGCCAGAUGCUCGCGCGCGUCGCUGUGGUGCCGGGGCCACCAGAAGAUGUCGGUCAACGCCGGAGGCCUCCGGCCCUCUGAUUUUCGGCUGGCUUCCCAGAAAUCAUCAUUAGCCUCGCCGCUGCUUUCCUUGUCUCUGUCCUUGACUCGUCCGUUUUCAUCGUCGAAUAUCGCAAAAAUGCCUGCUACCGAUCCCGCUCUUACCAUUGUUUCCACCAACUCCUCUGCCGCCCCGCGUGCUCCCUACUCGCAGGCUGUCAAGGUCAAUGACUUCCUCUACUGCUCGGGUCAGAUCCCCAUGACCCCUGAGGGCGUUAUCCUCACCGAGAUCCAGCCCGCUGCUCUCCAAUGCCUUAACAACCUCAAGGCUGUCCUCGAGGCCGGCGGUUCCAGCGUCGGCAAGAUCUUCAAGGUCAACGUCUACCUCACCGACAUGGAGCAGUUCGGUCCCGUCAACGAGGUUUACUCCGAGUUCUUUGGAGAGCAUAGACCUGCUAGAACCUGCAUUGCUAUCAAGCAGCUUCCCCUCGGUGCUGUCAUCGAGAUCGAGUGCAUUGCUCUCGCUUAAAUGUUGUACUCAAACCUGGUACAGAUGGUGUUGAUAUACCGUCUAUGGAUCUGUGUUGAGAUAAAAUAGUGUUUUUUUAAAUAUACAUAUUCUAUAGCU